GACAGAAACACAGACAGCACGGCUGAAACUGAAAGAAAGAAUUAAAAGCCCUAGCAUAUGGGAUAGAAAGUCCUAUACCAGCUUCGUCUUCACUGUCUUUGUUCCACCAUUAGCUUUCCGAAAAUCUCUGCAAUAAGCCCACGCUUACUUCUCAGGUUAAUGGCUACUGAGGUGGAUAUUUAAAGUCAUCCACGGCAGGAGAAUAUGGAAAGUAAGCUGCAAACAUCAUCAGUGCUGGAGAUUGAUAUGGGGCAGAAGUUGCAAGACCCUAGAGCUUCCUCUGUUGAUAAGCAUGAGGUGGACAUUGAAGUGAGAGAGGAAUGUCAGAGCCCGAAAGUUUGCUUUGUUGACAAGAAGGGAGUUGACAUAGAUGGUGAGCAGGAAGAUGAGGACCCAAAAAUUCCCUCUGUUGAUAUAUCAGAGGUUGAUCUUUCUGUUAAAGAUGAACCUAGUACAUAUUCGGUACCAAAAGUUGGCAUGGAGUUUGAAUCAGAAGAGCAAGCAUACAAGUGCUACAGUAGAUAUGCCGUGCUGCAAGGGUUCAGUAUUCGAAAAGAUUUUGUAAAUAAAAGUAGGGUAAAUGGUGCAGUGGUAUCCAGAAGGUACACUUGUUAUAGACAAGGCUAUCGGCCAGGAAAGCGUGACAUGAAUGUGAGGAAAGCUCAGCAGGAGACGAGAACUGGUUGUUUGGCACAGAUGACCAUUGCACGUCAACCUAAUGGCAAGUUUCGUGUCACCCAUUUUGUGACAGAACACAAUCAUGAGUUUGAAACUGCUUGUGCAGCUUAUAAGUUACCAUCACAGAAGAGAUUAACUUUUGCUCAAGCCGUUGAGGCUGAAUCAGUUAAUAGUUCUAUGGUAGAUGGGGUACCGAAGCUUGGAAUGGGUUUUGACUCAGAAGAUCAUGCUUAUGAUUUUUACAAUUCAUAUGCAGGACGUAUAGGUUUUAGCGUUCGGAAAGAUUAUGUAAAUAGGAGUAAGAUAGAUGGUGCUGUGGCAUCUAGAAGGUAUACCUGUUUUAGAGAAGGUUUUCGACAAAAGGACAAACGGGACAUGAAUGUGAAGAGACCUCGAAAGGAGACAAGAAUCGGUUGCUUAGCACAAUUGGUCAUUGCUCGUCAAACUGACGGUAAAUAUCGCGUAACUCAUUUUGAGGAAAAGCACAAUCAUGAGCUUGUGGCCGCAUGUAGAGUUCGUUUGUUGCGAUCACAAAAGAGAUCAUCUAUUGCUCAAGUUGCUGAAACCAAUGGUGCAGAUGGUUCUAAGAUACAUUCAAACUCAGCCUCUGACCUAAUAUGUAAACCAGCUGGAGAUGAAGAAGAUCUAGGUUAUCAUCCCAUAGAUUAUAAAAAUAAUCUACCAUCUAAACGUACCAGAGAGAUGAGGGAUGGAGAAGCUGAAAGUAUUAUGCAAUAUUUUCGACGAAAACAAUUGAAGGAUCCGUCUUUAUUUUUUUCUAUGCAGCUUGAUGCUGAAGAACAAAUUACCAAUGUCUUUUGGGCUGACGAAAAGAUGUUGGUGGAUUAUAGUGAUUUUGGUGAUGUGGUUUGCUUCGAUACAACUUACAGGCUAAAAGAUUGCCGACCUUUUGCACCAUUCAUUGGAGUGAAUCACCAUAGGCAGAUGGUGAUAUUUGGUGGCGCACUUUUGUAUGAUGAAACAGUUGAAUCUUUCAAGUGGAUACUUCAAACUUUUGUUGAGGCAAUGUCUGGAAAGAAACCAAAGACAAUCCUCACAGGUCAGGAUGCGGUAAUGGCAGAAGCAAUACAUGCAGUGUUGCCUGAAACACAUCACUGUAUAUGUGUAUGGCAUGUGUACCAAAAUGCGUUUAAACACCUCAGCGAUGCGAUGGGGUUGCAUUCCUUCGCCUAUGAUUUCCGGAGUUGCAUUUUUGACCAUGAGGAAGAGGAAGAUUUCAUUAAUGCUUGGAAGAUUAUGCUGGAUAGGUAUGAUCUGUGGGAAAAUGGGUGGUUGCAAGAGAUAUUUAAAGAAAGGGAAAAAUGGUCCAUAGUGUACAGGAGGCGUGUUUUUUGUGCCGACAUAAACAAUGCAUUACAGAGUGAGAGUUUUCAUGCUAGCUUGAAAAAGUACCUAAAGCCCGACUCUGAUGUGCUUCAAUUCUUGAAACAUCUUGGGAGGGUGUUGAAUGAUAGGCGCUACAAAGAAUUGGAAGCUAAUUAUGGUAUGAGUCAAUGCAUGCCCAAAUUAAUGGGGAACGUGAUCUUAUUGAAGCAUGCUAGAGAUCUUUACACACCAAAGAUAUUUGAAUUGUUUCAGCAAGAAUAUGAAAAAUGCUUAGAUGUCGUGGUUCACCAAUGUUCUGAGAAUGGAUCAUUGUUAGAGUACAAAGUUAGCAUAUAUGGGCAACAACGAGAAUACACUCUUGUAUUUAACUUGUCAGAUGAUACUGUUGUCUGCAAUUGUUUGAAGUUUGAAUUUGUUGGGAUUUUGUGUAGCCAUGCAUUGAAGGUUCUUGAUUAUAGGAAUAUAAAGGUGGUUCCAGCCCAUUACAUCUUGAAGCGGUGGACAAAAGAUGCAAGGGCCUGAAAUGGGCAACAACGAGAAUACACUCUUGUAUUUAACUUGUCAGAUGAUACUGUUGUCUGCAAUUGUUUGAAGUUUGAAUUUGUUGGGAUUUUGUGUAGCCAUGCAUUGAAGGUUCUUGAUUAUAGGAAUAUAAAGGUGGUUCCAGCCCAUUACAUCUUGAAGCGAUGGACAAAAGAUGCAAGGGCCUGAAAUUUUAGAGAGCCGUGGUUGAAAGUAUGAAACUGGCAAGAUUGACGAGGAGGUGGCUGAGGCAAGUUGAUGGGAAGAACCUUGACACAAAAUUUUUGACCUUGGUGGCUUAAAUUUCAGAAGCAUCUUGAUUUACUGCUAGAAAGUGUUAAGCUGAAAUGAAAACGGAGAAAAUAUGGAAACAGAAAAAAUUUAAACGCCUUAAAGAGGAUGAGCUGCAGCCGUGUGCCAAAUUCAUUCUAUCAAAAAUACAAUUAUCACGUGUUAAAAUAAUCCAUUAAAUACCACGUGCUCAUUAUCCCAUUUGAAUACAAUAACUCAUUUCUCUC
Molecule: messenger RNA, 3065 nt
Organism: Malania oleifera
Lineage: Eukaryota; Viridiplantae; Streptophyta; Magnoliopsida; Santalales; Ximeniaceae
Product: protein FAR1-RELATED SEQUENCE 5-like
Exons: 2
Coding region: 205-2547 (780 amino acids)
Biological process (GO): regulation of DNA-templated transcription
Molecular function (GO): zinc ion binding
Source: RefSeq, a predicted model, not a curated record